AUGCCUGCCCGCGCGUCAUCCUCCUCAACACCGCUCCGUUCCUCAUCUGCUCUGCGCAAGAGAGAUUCGCUGGGGCAGCCCGUCUGCAGAAGCCCCCUCUCACAAAUCAACUCGAACAGCCAGCCUCUGGCGUCAACUAGCAAGUGUAGAAUGAGCAGCAAGAUCCGCUGUCCCCCAAGUCCCAUCAGAGUCGAUGCUGGCGUCGACCGCUCAACUAUCCGUCCCGUUCCGUCUCCGAGGCACUUCGUCUAUCAAAUACCGAGCCCGUCAAGCCUGCGUCCGCCUGCGUCGUUGCCCGGCUCUGUCUACCAAGCGUCUCCAGUGCCAAGUCUGACUCGCAAGCUGUCGCAAAUAUACCUCGGCCAGGAAAAAAUAGCCAAAGCGCCCCCCACAAAGGGACAUGUGCGUGCGGCAACAGUCUCGGGUUACAAGCCCCAACGUCUUGGUCCCUUUAAGUUGUUGGACGCACUGCCCCACGGCAUAUACGGCAAGGGCUACGUUGCGCGCGAUACUGGCUCAGGACGUGUUCUUUGCACUCGCGUGUUUGAAAAAAGCAAAAUGCACGGCGACGCAAACUUGGCACAUGCCCUGCUGACAGAACUACUGUGCUACAAGCGUAUAUCGACACGGCCUAAGGCAGACAGGGCGUUCCUCAUGGAGCUACAUGGCGUGCUGCAAAACGAAGAGCAAGUGGUAUUUGCAAUGCCUUUGAUGCAAUGUGAUCUGUUGUCAGUGAUUCGAGGACACGAGGACAGACAGCGGACGCGCUGGUGGGUUGCCCAAAUUGCACUUGGCAUCCAGGCGCUACAUGACAUGGGAAUCAUCCACCGCGACAUCAAGCCCGAGAAUAUACUGCUGGACGCGCGUAGCGAUACGAUUCGCAUCACCGACUUCAAUGCAGCGUUCUUGAGCCCAGGGAGUGUCCCCCUUGAGCACGGCGAAGUGUACACCCAGGAAUUUGUGGGGAGCAAGCCGUAUUUGGCGCCCGAAGUUGCGCAGCGUCUGUGGUACGGCAAGAUGGUCGACUGGUGGGCGCUCGGAUGCACGAUGUUUGAUCUUAUCUCAGGCGAGGUACUGUUCCCAAAUGAAGCACAGCGUGCAAAAUAUCUCAAGUGGGACCCCAAGAAAGAGGGCACUUCGUUCCUGAGAUGGGUGACCGAUCUGAGUCGUGAAGAAGAGAGCGUUCUGGUGGGGCUUCUGAACAAAAGCCCCCGUUGCCGGUUCCAAUUGAAGGACCUCCAACGGCACCGUUACUUCGUAGACGAGAAGGGAAUCAACGUCUUCGAGACGCUCGAGGCUCAGACCCAUUGGAUACCUUCAGCUACGGCGGGCAUCCCGGAAGACAAUAGCUCAGAUACUAGCCCAGAAUUGGCGUUGAGGCCGCUAUACCAAUUCGCGGCCCGGCCAAGUCGAAGCGGCACGGAUGGGCUCCAUGAUUUUGGAGAAUUUGCAUGGGUAAACCCAGGCGGGCUCUGGGGCUUGUUGUGA
Fibroporia radiculosa is the source of this 1488-nucleotide messenger RNA. RefSeq lists its product as uncharacterized. The coding region runs from base 1 to 1488 and encodes 495 amino acids. NCBI's taxonomy places the organism in Eukaryota, Fungi, Basidiomycota, Agaricomycetes, Polyporales, Fibroporiaceae. Gene Ontology annotation, biological process: peptidyl-serine phosphorylation; intracellular signal transduction. The transcript is spliced from 7 exons. The record is from RefSeq and is a predicted model, not a curated record. Gene Ontology annotation, molecular function: protein serine/threonine kinase activity; ATP binding.